UUAACUACAUUACCCAUAAGUCUAUUCGAGAACAAGGUCAAAGUACAUUUGAGUUUGAAGCCUGCUUUUUCUUACUUGUCCGCUUAAAUCUCUAAAUAUCUGACCGUGUUUUUUAUUUUUGAGUGCGUAUUCGGGAGUGUCCGGUUUAUUCUUUACUGACCAGUCAAAUAAGGUGAAACUACCUGUGAGGAUGGCGUCUGGUGGGACCGGGACUCCCACCGAUUCACCUGAAGGCCAGGUGGAUGGAGGCGGGACCCUCACAGAACCCAACAACCCCAAUGUUGGAACCCCAGCUGACAAACCCACUCAAGACGAUGACUCUGCAGAUCUGAAAAGCAAUGGAGUCAAGGUGUGCCAGUUUUUCCAAAUCGGAAAGUGUCGCUUUGGCCACAAAUGUCGCUCAUUCCACAGUGAACCCCCACUGCAGGUUUCAGCAGCAGCCAUGUCCCCUGAAGUGGAUGACAAAGAGAAUGAACAAAAGAUGGCAAAGAUCAAGAAGAAAAAAGAGCCAAAUCCAAAAAACAGCAAAGAAAUUGAGGUGACCAAAAAGCCGCGUAUGCGCACGGCUGAUGACGUGAUCUCUCGCAUCUUGUGGGACCCGUCGGUGGACGCGUCAGAGUUUAUCGUGGGGUAUGUGGAUCGCUUCCUCGGGGUCCUGGAGCGACCCUUCUGUGACUUCAACUGGGACGCCAACCCCUGUGACUGCGACUACACCACUGAGCUGGCCUUGCCGAGACACAGGAUCCAGUACUUCAUCUACAGAGGCCAGCGCGUCUGGGACCGCCACAGCAGGAGCGACAGGGUCUUUGGCUCCACGGGUCAAUCUUUGGCUCCCCCCUUUGGAAGAGAAGAGGAAGUAAACGCGGAAGAAAGCCAAGAGCAACCACAAGAUGAUCUUGAAGCCGAACAGGAGGAGCCAACGACCGCCAGUGGACAGGAUGAGAGAAAAAUGGAGGACGGUGAUCACACGAAGAGCACAGACGUGGAUGAGGAAAACACUUCCAGAGCCGAGCAGGAGUGUCCGGAAAUAUGUGCCGUCAAUGAUGCUCCAAUCGGACUGCAGGCUUCAAAAGAGCAGCAGUCAAUAAAGCAAGAAGAGGAUGAAGAGACGAUUUUGGAGGAGUGGGAAGAAAGUUGGGAUGGCAAAGAAGACAAUCAGAGUUAUCCUGGAGCUUUUCAUUUAAACAAAGAUACACCGGCGCCUUUAGUGCAGAGGGAGGAGAAGCGUGGCGUGCGCCCGCCUAAAAAACGGCCCACCCACUUCAUUUGCUUCAGAGCCAACACUCCCGCCGUCCUCUCCUGCUUCCAGCAGCUACGAGAGGAGCUGGUCGCCCUCAUGCCUUGCUCCGCCCCCCACUGGCACGCCGCCUCCAAGCUCCACGUCACCCUCUGCCUCCUCAACCUGUACAGCCCGGCUGAGGUGGAGUCCGCCAAAGAGGUGCUCCGCCACUUCGCCCGUCUGGACCGCAACCCGCCCGUCGCUGUGACCUUCCCGGUGAAGCUGAAGCACUUCAACGGGCGGGUGCUGUACCUGAGCCCCCAGCCCCACCUGCACCUGCAGCAGCUGAACGGCGGUCUGCAGGAGGCGUACAGGGAGAAGGGCUGGCUCCACAGGGACUCCUACAACCCACGGUACCAUCUCACUCUGGCCAAGUUUCAGGACGUGGAGCGGGAGAGGAUUUUUGAAGGGGUGGGGGACCUGAAGGUGGGGAAGGGCUUGAACUUUGGGCGUCUGCCUGUGAACACCUUACACCUGUGCGCCAUGAGCAGCUCUGAAGCUGAUGGUUUUUAUGACACCCUGUGCACAGUAACCCUUCGAUAAUCACGAACACUGAAUGCUGCUUUACAGCCAAAUGCUUUACUUUAAAAGCCUUAUUUAUGGUUUUAAUUAUCUUUACCUUAAAAAUUUAAGUAGUGUAGUUUAAUAGAAUACUCGUUAAGACAAUCUAAAGCAGGAUCUUUUGGAGGAAAUUUAAAAGAAUUAAAGAUUAUACUGGGUUCUUAUUUAGAUUUUUGCUUUUAGAUACAUUUUAGGCAUUUAUUAUUAAAUCAAUUUAAUUAAAAAACAAAUUUGAAUGGCAGCCCUCCCUUUAAAG
Molecule: messenger RNA, 2096 nt
Organism: Oryzias melastigma (Indian medaka)
Lineage: Eukaryota; Metazoa; Chordata; Actinopteri; Beloniformes; Adrianichthyidae
Gene: leng9
Product: leukocyte receptor cluster (LRC) member 9
Exons: 8
Coding region: 191-1822 (543 amino acids)
Molecular function (GO): metal ion binding
Source: RefSeq, a predicted model, not a curated record